Messenger RNA from Closterium sp. Naga37s-1, 1508 nucleotides. Lineage: Eukaryota; Viridiplantae; Streptophyta; Zygnematophyceae; Desmidiales; Closteriaceae. The record is from the annotation of a GenBank genome assembly.
AUGGGGGCGGGGAAGCACGCGGUGACGCAGGAGGCGUUCGACGCGCUGGUGCGGGAGGGCAUGGACGAGUUCGACAUGGCGCCGGAGGAGGCGGUGGAAGACGCCGUGCGUACCCUCACCAUGCAGGGCGCUGACCUCGCAGGCAUCGUGGCGGCGUACAGCGCGUCAGGGCAGCGCGCCCAGCACCCCGCAGCAGCGGCGGCCACACAGCUCGCAACGGCGCUGGCAGGCUGGAAGGAGAGACACGGAGGGGGCGAAGGUGAAGGUGCUUAUAGCGGUGCUGACUUCCAGGCAGUGCUGCACGCGUUGUCCACCCUCUCGCGCGCGCUCAGCCCCUCUGCGGGCGGCUGUCAGGGCGGGCAGGGGGAGCAGGAAGGCGCAGGGAGGGACAAAAGUGCAGCCGCAGCAGCAGCGGGUGGAUCAGUGUCAGGGGAAGCAGCAGUGGUGGCGGGGCGGAACGAGGGAUUGCCGGCUGCUGUGGGCGCGCUUGGGGUGGUGCUAGGGGCGGUGGAGAGGGGGGAGAAGGGGGGAGAGGGGGAGGAGGGCGAGGAGGGGGGCAGGAGGGUGGAGAGGGCGGUGUGUGACGCGCUCUCAUGCACUGAGGCACUGCUCUCGCAUGUACCCGGGGCACGGGACCACUUGUUCCGCCUCGCAGGUCCGCCCCUCCUCGCCGCUGCCCUCCCGGUCGCGCCCUUCACCUCCGGCAGCCUCACGCGGGUGGCAGCAGCGGCCAGCGCGGUGCGGGCAGCGAGUGAGGGGAACGAGGGCGUGAAGGAGGCGCUCAUGGACGCCGCGCUGCACGUCAACCUCCUCCACGCCAUCAGCGCCAUCGUGCAGUCCAAACAAAGUGCUGACGGGGACAGCAGCGUCGCUGACGUGGCAGAAGCAGGGAGCGCCAUGUGUGCAUGCUGUGGGGCGGUGAGGGCGCUGGUGACGAAUGACGACGUGCGGGUGGCGGCAUCAAAGACGUUCUCCAACGCGCGCGCCAUGGCCGACGCGGGUGCCGUGGACGUGCUGCUGGGCGCCGCUGCUGCCUUCUCCUCCGACCCCGCCGUGCUGCCCGCCGUGCUGGGCGCACUCAAGGCCAUCGCCGUCAACGAGGACAUCUGUCGCAGCAUCGCCGCUCUCGCCGGGGUGCCCCUCGUGCUCGCCCACCUGCGGGCUGCCCUCGCCUCGCACUGCUCGCCCCUCGCUGCCCCUUCCGCUGCACUGCUGGCGCAGCUGGCAGGCAGUGAUGCCAACAAGGUGCUCAUAGUGGAGACAGGUGGCAUUCCCGUAUUGGUGGAAGCAGUGAAGGCAUUCGUGGACGAUGGCGCUGUGCUGCAGGAGCUGCUGGCGUGCCUGGCAGCCGUGACGCUGCGCAGCCCGGCGCAUGCAGCAGUGGCGGUGGGGGCGGGCGUGUUGGAGGUGGCAGUGGAGGCCAUGGAGGGCCGGGGCGCCACGCCAGGCAGCCAGUGGCAGGCCUGCCAGCUGCUGCGCAACCUCGCUGUGCGCAACCCUGAACACCG